Molecule: messenger RNA, 504 nt
Organism: Didymodactylos carnosus
Lineage: Eukaryota; Metazoa; Rotifera; Eurotatoria; Philodinida; Philodinidae
Source: the annotation of a GenBank genome assembly
AUGACAUCAACAUUACAUUUAGUUUCCCAAAAUUUAUCGUUGCAGUCUGGUAGAUUAGCAGCUGAAUGGUAUCAACAACAUCGUGGGCCAUAUACAAGUUGGGCUGCAUUUGCAGCAGCCGUUAUAACGGCUUUCUCUCGACAAAAGAAGUCUAUUGGCAGAAGUUUACCUUAUGAACAAGUGGAACCUGUUUUUUGCCAAGAACCAUUAGUUGCUGCUUCUAUUCGUCCAUUUCAUUAUGAACAAUAUCAUUCAGCUCAAAGUACAGUGCAUACAGAUUCACAACGAAGGUUUCGUCCACAGUAUCAAGUUAGAAGUCAGACACAGUCAAAUUUUCAAGUUGCUCCCUCACAUCUUGGUGAUCAAGAACAGAGAAGUUUGAAGAAUACUGAAAUUUAUCACAGUAAUCAACAGUCAAAUUCAUCUAAUCGUGAGAAAUUAUUUAAACGAGGAAUAAAAUUAUUGGGUCAUCAAGUAAAUGAACAUGGAUUAUUACCAUUAUAA